Molecule: messenger RNA, 669 nt
Organism: Penicillium odoratum
Lineage: Eukaryota; Fungi; Ascomycota; Eurotiomycetes; Eurotiales; Aspergillaceae
Product: PX domain-containing protein YPT35
Exons: 5
Coding region: 1-669 (222 amino acids)
Cellular component (GO): endosome
Molecular function (GO): phosphatidylinositol-3-phosphate binding
Source: RefSeq, a predicted model, not a curated record
AUGGAGUCAGCUCCUGAGGAGGCUGGUCUAGCUCCGGCGCAACCCCCUUCUCCUUCUUCCCCUUCUCGUUCCCCAUCCCCUUCUCCGCACAAUAUCCAGCACAGCGCCCAGCCCAUCGAGAAUACAGAUAAAAAUAUCUCUGACCAUGAAAAUGAUGGCGAUGAGCAUGAGCAUGGGUCUGAUCAUGGCAUCGAAUCCCCACGCCCCCUAUCCGGUGUAAUCCCUCCAUACUGGCAGCGGCACGAACGAAAUGCAUCCCGCGCAUCACAAACCUCACUCGCUCGGUCGACGAUGAUCACGUUGGAGGAUCACACUGCGGAUCCGGAAUGCGAAACGAGUAGGGGGUUGUGGGCGCAAAGCGUCUCGAUCGAGGACCAUGUUGUUGUUCAGGGAAAGACGGGGGUCGGUGCCUAUGUAGUAUGGAACUGGUGGUCCGAUGGUUGUUCGUAUGAGUUUGAUGAUCUGCGACAACGGCUUGUUUCUUCUUUCCCGCAUGCUAAGAGUGCUCUUCCUGGUCUUCCGCCGAAGAGUGUAUUUUAUAAAUUCCGGCCUGAUUUUUUGGAACAACGACGAGUUGGACUGGAAUAUUUUCUCAACUGCGUGCUCUUGAAUCCUGAGUUCUCAAGCUCACCCGUCGUCAAAGACUUCCUUUUUGGCCGACUUUCUUGA